AUGAUACACCGUCAGUUUGAUGGUCCAUGCACCCUCGCUGCUCUGGCGCGCACUGCUCGAUGCUUCCUGGACGUAGCCCUCGAUACGCUGUGGAACACCCAGACGUCCUUGAUACCGCUUGUCAAAUGCUUCCCGCAAGACCUCUGGAUAGAAACGAGGGACGGUGAUGGGUUCCGUGUUGUGUCCCUUGUGGCGGAACCGAAGCCAGAAGACUGGACGCGCGUCAAGCUCUACGCCGCUAGGAUCAGAGACAUCACCCUGAGCGCAUCCGUCCUGAGCAGCCAACGCUUGGAGGGCAAGUUGGCUGGAGACGCGUUCGUAACUUUGAAGACGUCUCUGGGAUCGGAGCCGUUCCUCCCGAACCUGCACUCCUUUGCUUGGGAGCAAGCCCAAGGAGAAGAGGUGCACGCCCUGGCUUCCUUCCAGCUCAUGCUCAGCCCGCACGCUUCCUCCAUGAACGUCAAGAUGGACAAAUGGAGCGAUGAGUCGGCGCAAGCGAUUGCCACCGCGCUGAACGAAUACGGCGAGAAAGCCGUGCAGCUGCGCUCCAUCACCGUUCUGUACACAAGUCCAACCUGGAAAUGCCCGCCCAUCGAGAAAGCCGUCCUGGCACUGGGCUUCCGUCAACAGAAUCUGCAAGCUCUCGUGUGCACAUGGCAGAACAAGAUGUCGCUCGAGACGAUCACCCAGCUCUCCAAACUGAACACCCUGCAGAAAGUCUCCAUCAAAGCCGACCGCGCAACGACGACCCAGCUCCUCGAGAUCGCACGGAGCACCAGCGGCACCUUCUUCUCCUCCCUCCGGCUCCUCUCGCUGCACACCGACACGCUCGCCCUCUGCGAAGACUGGCUCCACGCGAUCCGCAGCUCCGCGCUCGACAGCCUCACCUUCAUCGUCGACGAGCCCCCAACCACGGACGAGCUCCACGCGUUCCUCGCCCGCCUCGCCGCGCCCUCGCAUCGCCUGCACAGCGGCAAGCUGCACCAGCUCCGCCUCGUCUCCCGCAAGGCCGCCCCGCGCCCGUCCUCGCUGCACAACGUCACGCCCGCGACGCUCGAGCCGCUCCUCCCGCUCGACCUCACCGCGCUCCAGCUCGAGCCCGGGUGCCCCGUCGACGUCGACGACGCGUUCAUCGAGCGCGCCGCGCGCGCGUGGCCGCGCCUCCGCACCCUCGAGCUCGCCGCCGAGCUGCGCCGCUACGCCGGGGCCCCGCGCGUCACGCUCUCCGGGCUGUUCCCGCUCGCGCAGCACUGCCCGGAGCUGUCGACGCUGGGCCUGCCGUUCGUCGCGGACGCGGGCGCGUUCCAGCCGCGCUUCGACGCGGGCGACCGGCCGACGGACGGCGUGUCCUUUGGGCUCGACGCCCCGUUCACGCUGGGGGUGGGCGGCUCGAUGAUCAACCAGGGCACGGACACGUUCCUGCUCGCGGGCGUGCUGUCGGACUUGUGUCCGAGCCUGAGGUCGGUGCAGACUGCGUGGAACCGCGUGGGGAAGGUGGCCGGGGCGAACGUGGGACGGCUGGAGGUCGAGCUCGACGAUAUGGCGGACAGCUGGCGGCAGAUUGACAGGUUCGCGGUGGAGAUGGCGCGUGUGAGGAGGCAGGAGCGGAUGUGGAUGGAGUGA
Messenger RNA from Trametes versicolor FP-101664 SS1, 1623 nucleotides. RefSeq lists its product as uncharacterized. The coding region runs from base 1 to 1623 and encodes 540 amino acids. NCBI's taxonomy places the organism in Eukaryota, Fungi, Basidiomycota, Agaricomycetes, Polyporales, Polyporaceae. The record is from RefSeq and is a predicted model, not a curated record. The transcript is spliced from 2 exons.